AUGUACCUACGCAUUAUUUGAUUACAGUAGUUCUCUAAUUGUUCAAAACCUUUCAGUCAUAGAGAACGACUGGUAUUAGCUAUGUUCGGUUUUCAUACUCUUGUGCUGCUGCUUCAUUCGUCGUUUCUUAUAAAUGGUGAUCCUUCAGCCAGCUUCGAUUUCAACUAUCCUAAUAUAAAAGAUGACAUUUACGAACAACCCGUGAACUUAAUGACACCAAAGAAGAAUCCACAUGCGAAGGGUGAUGUGGAAGAUACACCAUCAUCUACAGAAGAUCCAUGGUCUCCAUUCGACUUCUCAAAGUUUGACGCAUUCUUAACUGGAGUGCGUGAGGACCCCGAAAGCAACAGAGUCAAACGUAAAGCCAAGCGUCGACGAGGCAAAGGUAGAAAACGCGGCAAAUUGCGGUCCACUACAGUCUCUUCGGUAAACCAAGAGUUAAAGAACUUGUCAGCAACGAGUGUGCCGAUAGCAAGACGAGCGAACCUGGCGGACACGCAGCAGGUCAAGGGCCACAAGCGCAAGAGGCCCGGCAACGGUCGCGACAGGCCUAACUAUGACUCCUAUGAUCCGCCGAGCAAGGGCUACGAGUCAUCGUUCGUGGAGAUGCCCAAGGACUUGUACCAGGCGCACCUGAGGCCAGGGGUUAUCUUCCGCAUACACAUGUCCGAAGCCAUCCUCAAGAUGCAGUACCGGAACUACGCCGAGGAUAAGGACGAGUCGGUGAUAGAAGCCGACGUGGAGUACCUUCGCCUCACGCGCAAGGUCAUCAACGACGAGAUCACCAAGUUCGAGGACCUCAAGUGGCUGGUGAGCUGGUUCAACAACCGCUCCGAGCUGGUGCAGGAGCACAUGUGCAACACGAGAUAUUAUGCCGUUGGUAUACCACCAACGAUGUUCACGCACAGUGAGGAGUACAUGAAGCGGAUGUGCUUGUUCGACAACGUGUACAUCGACCAUAUCCCCUACGUGGUGGGGGAGGACGGCUCGCUGCUGGCCGCCGUGGCGCCGCCCGUGCUGCACUGCGACGCCGCCACCUGCACCUCCGUGCCCUUCAUCGACAGUAUAAUGUUCGACGAGCGCCUGCAGCGCACCAACGUGCGCACGGUGACUAGGUGUCAGGCGAGCUGUCGUGCGCACUGCCGCAAUGAUCCAGACUGUCUCAAGCGCUGCUCGGACAGGUGUCUGCGCGCUGACUAGACAGGGAAGAGGGAAUUAUUGUUUCUCUCUCACGUUAAUAAGAAAAUACGUCAAAUAAAAUGUU
This is a messenger RNA of Maniola jurtina (meadow brown), 1264 nucleotides long. RefSeq lists its product as uncharacterized. Lineage: Eukaryota; Metazoa; Arthropoda; Insecta; Lepidoptera; Nymphalidae. The record is from RefSeq and is a predicted model, not a curated record. The coding region runs from base 82 to 1200 and encodes 372 amino acids. The transcript is spliced from 10 exons.